Molecule: messenger RNA, 1480 nt
Organism: Mercurialis annua (annual mercury)
Lineage: Eukaryota; Viridiplantae; Streptophyta; Magnoliopsida; Malpighiales; Euphorbiaceae
Product: transcription factor IIIA
Exons: 6
Coding region: 138-1238 (366 amino acids)
Biological process (GO): regulation of transcription by RNA polymerase II
Cellular component (GO): nucleus
Source: RefSeq, a predicted model, not a curated record
CAAAAAAAUAAAAAAAAAUAAAAAUUGCUAGGGUUCAUAUAAAUUGUGUGACUAUCAAUUGCCAAAGGCUGCGCGCCUCUUUUGCAAAUCUGCAUCAAUCUUUUCUUCAUCGCAGUGGUACUCUCAAAAGCACGAGAAUGGAAGAAGAAUUUGAAAUAGCAGGGCCAAUAUUUAGAGAUAUAAGACGCUAUUAUUGUGAAUACUGUGGAAUUUGCCGAUCGAAAAAGUCUCUUAUCACUUCUCAUAUCCAAUCACACCAUAAGGAAGAGCUGAACAAGGAAACAAGUGAUGAGGGUAAAGAGGCCAAGUCAGAAACCUCUAAUGUUUGUGAAGAAUGUGGCGCUAGUUUCAAAAAGCCCGCAUAUUUGAAACAACAUAUGCAAAGUCAUUCACUUGAGAGGCCAUUUGUGUGUUCAGUCGAUGACUGCCAUGCCAGCUACAGAAGGAGAGAUCAUUUAACGCGCCACCUUCUUACUCAUACUGGAAAACUCUUCAAGUGUCCCAGAGAGAAUUGCAAGCGUGAGUUUGUUUUUCAAAGCAAUGUGAAAAGGCAUGUUGAAGAAUUUCAUAAAGAGAGUUCUUCAACUGAUGUUGGCAAGGAGCAAUAUGUUUGCCAAGAAAAUGGGUGUGGAAAGGUGUUUAGAUAUUUGUCAAAGCUGCAAAGACAUGAGGAUUCUCAUGUUAAAUUAGAUGCAGCCGAAGCUAUCUGUCUAGAACCAGGCUGUAUGAAACAUUUUUCCAAUAGUCAAUGCCUUAGAACCCAUAUCCAGUCGUGCCACAGAUAUAUGACUUGCGAGAUUUGCGGGACAAAGCAAUUGAAAAAGAACAUCAAGAGGCAUCUAUGUACGCAUGAAGCAGGAAGCAAAUCAACAGAGCCAAUUAAAUGUCAUUUUGAGAAUUGUUGUCACACAUUUUCUAACAAAACAAAUCUUAAUCAACAUAUUAAAGCUGUGCACCUUGAUGUUCGGCCAUUUGUCUGCGGGUUUCCAGGCUGUGAUGUGAGAUUUUCAUUCAAACAUGUUAGAGAUAACCACGAAAAAUCAUCCUGCCAUGUUUAUACUCCUGGUGAUUUUGAAGAGUCGGAUGAGCGAUUCAGGUCAAGGCCUCGAGGUGGAAGGAAGAGGAAAUGUCCAACAGUAGAAAUGCUGAUACGCAAGAGGGUUAAAGCACCAGCAGAUCUAGACGAAUGUCGGGCUUGGUUUGAGCAAAUGGAGAGUGAGGGUCAGUCACGAGUCUAACCUUCAUGGACAGACGUGCAAAUCACUUGUUACUGCAGUUUUGCUUUAUGGAAAUUAAAUGUAAUUGUGUAUGAGAUGUAUAGUUCCUCGAUAGUAUAUUGUAGGUGUUGCUCAAUUAGAAAGCUAAGGAUCUCUAAAUAGAUUAAUGUUAUCUGCGAGAUGUGAUAGUUUUGUAUUGGUACUGAUAUUUUGAACGUUGUGAUUUACGGCUCUGAUUAUAGUAAUUUUAAGAAUUUAACCAA